CACUCAUCAGAUCAGAUCCUGUUCCUCCUCCCGCUCUAGGGUUUUGCAUCGGUCUCAAUGGCGUCCUCCGCCGCCGCCACCGUCACGCUCGGCGGCAAGGGCGCCGCCUUGUCGCCGGCCGCCGUCUACGCGCUCUCCCUCGGCCUCGCCUCCCCCGCCAUCGACGCCUCCGCCCUGAAGCCGCUCUCCACCCGCGCCCCCUCGCCGCAGGAGACCCCCGCCUCCCUCGGCGCCGCCCUGGCGGCGCUGGCGCCGGCCGAGUCGCGCGUCGCGGCGGCGGUGCUCCUGAACAAGCUCCUCCUCACCGCAUCCGACUCCUCCUCCGCGCUGGUCACUGCCGCCACCGCCACCCGCCUCGCGGAGUCGCUCGACGUCGCCGCGGCGCUGCCGCUGGGGUCCCGCGACGAGGCCGCCGUGGCGGCGGCCUCCGCGCCCGUUGCCGUCGCGCUCGCGGCCCUGAUCGACUGCUGCGCCACGCCGCUGGCCCGCGUCGCCGACGCCGUCGCCGCGCUGUCCUGCGAGGCCGCGCGCGGGGACGCCGCGUCAUUCGACGUGCCGGCGUCCGGUGACGGGCUCUCCGCCAAGGACGAGGCGGACGUCGCCGCCGACAUCAAGAUGCUCGUCUUCGGCUCCAAGCUCGUCGGCAGCGCCGGAGGUGCCCCCGCCCCCGCCGCCGCCACGUUCGCCAAGGUGCCCACCGUGAACGGGAUCUUCCGCGAGGCGGUGCGCGCGCUGCACGCGAGGGUGCGGAUCGAGCUCAACGCCCCGGUGAAGUUGGGGAAGAGGGAUGCGGGCGAAACUGGUGCAGGAAAGGAGGAGGCGUUGGUUGUGCUGGCCACGCAGCUCGCGAGAGCAGUGCAGGCAUUGUGCAAGAUGAGCGUUGCUCGGGCAAGACUCUGCGCAGAGAGCAUUGCUGAUGCUGAGCUUCGGGAGAAACUUACUGGUGGCGUCAGCAUUGAUGAUUUGAAGGGGAUGCUUGACAGGGUUUUGAUUGAUUCAGAUGCAGUGUCGGUCCUGAAGGGGGUGUACAACCACUUGCUUAAGUUCAGGGACUUCCUUGCUUGGGAGGCAGCUGUGGCAAUGGCGGUGAUCGAAGGGGACAGUUCAAUUGAGAAGCCCCAAGCUGCUGUUGAGAACGAAGUGGGCAGUUCAGCUGAGAAGCCACAGGCUGGUGGUGAGAAAGCGAAGGGUGACAAGAAGAGCAAGAAGAAGAAAACUCUGGGGAAGGGCACUUCUGCUGUGCUGAUGCUGCUUAAGGACCAUCUAAACAAUGGAGGUGCUAUUGCUUCCGUGAAUUCUGCAUUGGUUGCAGAGUGGGGGACCUCUCUCUCAUUGUUGUUUGACCCCAAGUGUCCCGGAUUGGAGUGCCUUGUGGAGAAGGUGAAGGAGAUUGUUGAGAGCAAUGAAGUAAGGAGGUUGCCUAAAAUUCCUAAGGGUACACGCGACUUUGGGAAAGAGCAAAUGGCGAUAAGGGAGCGUGCAUUUUCAAUUAUAACAGGUGUAUUCAAGAUGCACGGUGCUACUGCUCUUGAUACACCUGUAUUUGAGCUGAGAGAAACCCUUAUGGGCAAAUAUGGUGAAGAUUCGAAGUUGAUAUAUGACCUCGCUGAUCAGGGUGGUGAGCUUUGCUCUUUGCGUUAUGAUCUGACUGUUCCGUUUGCCCGAUAUGUUGCGAUGAAUAACAUAAGCGCACUGAAGAGAUACCAAAUAGCAAAAGUAUAUAGGAGAGAUAAUCCAUCUAAGGGAAGGUAUCGGGAAUUCUAUCAAUGUGACUUUGACAUUGCUGGUGUAUAUGAACCUAUGGAACCGGAUUUUGAGGUCAUCAAAGUUUUGACUGAAUUGCUGAAUCAGCUGGAUAUUGGAACAUACGAGAUAAAAUUAAAUCACAGAAAGUUGCUUGAUGGAAUGUUAGAAAUUUGUGGUGUGCCUGCUCAAAAGUUCAGAACAGUUUGCUCGAGCAUUGACAAGCUGGACAAGCAAACAUUUGAACAAGUGAAAAAGGAGCUGGUGGAUGAGAAAGGUAUAUCAAAUGAAACUGCAGAUGAAAUUGGCAAUUUAGUGAAGACUAGAGGACACCCAUUGGAAGUUUUGCUGGAGCUGAGGAAGGAGGGUAGCAAGUUCAUGCAGAACGAAGGGUCUGUUGUUGCACUGAAUGAACUUGAGAUAUUAUUCAAAGCUCUGGAGAAAGCAAAUGCGUUAGACAGGAUUGUUUUUGACUUAAGUCUGGCUAGGGGCCUUGAUUACUAUACCGGUGUUAUAUACGAAGCUGUGUUCAAGGGUGCCACACAGGUUGGCUCCAUUGCAGCUGGUGGUCGGUAUGACAACCUUGUGGGUAUGUUUAGCGGUAAGCAGAUCCCUGCUGUUGGUGUCAGCCUAGGAAUAGAGAGGGUCUUUGCAAUCAUGGAGCAACAGGAGAAAGAAAGAAAUGAGACGAUCCGUGCUACAGAGACAGAGGUGCUGGUGUCAAUCCUUGGAAAGGACCUUACACUGGCUGCUGAGCUGGUGAGCGAGCUGUGGAGUGCUGGAAUAAAGGCAGAGUUCAAGCUCACUACCAGGGUGACGAACCACAUCAAGUAUGCCUUGCAAUCAGGCAUUCCUUGGAUGGUGCUGGUUGGUGAGUCUGAGAUGCAGAAAGGAAGUGUGAAGUUGAAGGAUGUUAAAGCCAACCAGGAAGAAGAGGUUGACAGGAAGGAUUUUGUUCAAGAGCUGAAGAAGAGAUUGAGUAAACCCUAAAAGGGAAGUUUUAGGCGUUGAUCUCAUAUCUUUUUUGGCACCCAUUUUAGGCGAGUGAGUCCAAAAGUUGGGGAAAUGACAUUCCAACAUUUGGAUUUAAACUGAUGGGAGUGUUUUAGUCAGGUUGGCUUCACUUGUGGUGGUGAUUCGAAUCCCUGAAUUCCAAUGCAUUGUACUGAAUCAGGCUGCGCCAUUUUGUGAAUUAUACAAGCAUGACAAAGCUUUCCCUUUU
Messenger RNA from Setaria italica (foxtail millet), 2965 nucleotides. RefSeq names its product histidine--tRNA ligase, cytoplasmic. Gene Ontology annotation, cellular component: mitochondrion. Bases 58 to 2733 code for a protein of 891 amino acids. The transcript has 6 exons. The record is from RefSeq and is a predicted model, not a curated record. Gene Ontology annotation, molecular function: histidine-tRNA ligase activity; ATP binding. Gene Ontology annotation, biological process: mitochondrial translation; histidyl-tRNA aminoacylation. Lineage: Eukaryota; Viridiplantae; Streptophyta; Magnoliopsida; Poales; Poaceae.